This is a messenger RNA of Paraglomus brasilianum, 1506 nucleotides long. Lineage: Eukaryota; Fungi; Glomeromycota; Glomeromycetes; Paraglomerales; Paraglomeraceae. The record is from the annotation of a GenBank genome assembly.
AUGGAUCUACUUCUCGAAUUAGUUGGGAUUACACCUAAACGCACCGUACAGCUAACGCAUCAGCGAUUCUAUAAAGUUUGCCAGAGAAGUUCAAAUAUUCGGCUUUUCGCACGGCGAUUGUCGACUACCGUAGAAAUACCGCUUGAAGGCCCGACGGCACCGGAUUUUGCGUCUCUAGGAAUAAGAUUGCCGAUUUGCCAAGCUUUGAAAGAGAAUUUCUGCAUCACGAAACCGACAUUAUGUCAACAAGAGUCGAUCCCCCCAAUACUCAAUGGAAACGAUGUAUUCAUAAGAGACGUCACUGGAUCUGGUAAAACUUUCGGUUUAACGCUGGCUCUAUUAAACAGCAAACGCGCUCACAGAAUCGAUAAAGGGAAAAAGGGACAACCAUGCAUAACUAGUCUCCUCGUGGUCCCAUCUCGGGAGGUGGCAAUGCAAAUAGAAGGAUGGGUUCGCCGAUUAUUACCAAGUGAGACUUUUCCAUCGCUUGCUGCGGUGGUCCAGACUGUUUACAGAGGUCAGGAUAUUAAUAACAAUGAGUUAUUGAAAUCUUUAUCGGAGACACCACCACAUCUACUAGUAGGUACUGCUACGAGACUACACGAACUAAUAAAAGGCAGGGACAUAGAUUUGAGAGACUUGCGUACACUGUCUCUUGAUGAGGCCGAUCAUUUGCUUCAAUUACCCAAGAAGUAUGCAACACUUCAGGAGAUAUAUGCAAGAUCAAAGCAUAUCCCUCCGGGAGAAGAGGUGCUUCACCAUGUCUUUGAGGUAGCAGGCAGCUUGCAAUAUAAGCCACAGUUGGUAGUAUUAUCUGCGACGGUGAAUCGUUCACUUCGAUACUUUUUCAUGAAGGACAAUGGAUAUGCAGUAGAUCCUGUAUUUGUUGACAUAUCAAAAGGUCAUAAAGCACCCGAUAGUAUCGUUCAUCACUGCUUGAUAGUCGGAGCUCAGGAUAUUAGAAAUAUUCGAAUGGAAAAGACGAGUUGGAUAACAGAAAACCAGACACCGGAAAAUGACACAUCUUACGACGCCAAUGACGAGAUUGACUUUGGUGAUGACGACGACCGUAUGCUCGAUAGCGUAGCGGGAGCUUUUGAGGCCGAACAAGUGGAAAGAGGGAUUCUCUUUAUUGGUGACGGUACGAAUAUACCGCAUCUGAUUUCUCGACUUAGAUCUUUCGGAUUGCCUGCGACAGAGUUGGUAUCAUCUUUUAGUUCGUUGGCUGGUGGUUUCUCGCCAUCACCUAAUCGAAGAGUAUUAUAUGUUGCGACGCAGAGCUUUACACGUGGUGUUGACAUACCUUCAGUAUCACAUGUCUUUAUACUUGGGGGGCCACCUGCUCCAUGGAAUUAUUUGCACAUGGCUGGACGAACGGGAAGAAUGGGUCGACCUGGAAAGGUGAUAAUCUUGUUGAGGAACCACGGUGGCAAAGAAGCGAAAAUGAGAACAAUAUUACAGUUGAUGAAUGCGAAUUGGAAACCUUUUGAGCAUGUUCAGGAUUGA